Messenger RNA from Paramacrobiotus metropolitanus, 1090 nucleotides. RefSeq names its product BTB/POZ domain-containing protein 6-like. Gene Ontology annotation, molecular function: protein binding. The transcript has 6 exons. The coding region runs from base 185 to 1084 and encodes 299 amino acids. The record is from RefSeq and is a predicted model, not a curated record. NCBI's taxonomy places the organism in Eukaryota, Metazoa, Tardigrada, Eutardigrada, Parachela, Macrobiotidae.
CACUUGUGUUAAUUUUCGUUCACUUUGGGAUUGAUCAUUGCUAUCACAUAUUUCUGUCAGGGAAUUCUGCGCUUAAUUCUUAUCAGCUGUUUGAGGCUGCCUGAUUUUGUCCUGUAGCCUACAAGCUGCAAGUGUACAACUGUGUAAGCUGUUUCUACGAUCGCCGUUAGCAGCUAUAUCGACGAUGGCAGCGAGCCAGGAACCUGUUGCAGCCCCAGGCAUCGCCAGUCGUCUGAAACGCACGCUGGCCAGUGGGAACCACCACGACGUCGAAUUUGCAGUUGGCCGACAGUUCGGGGAGGCGAAGAAGCUGCAGGCACAUAAGUUACUGCUGAGUAUCAGCAGUGAUAUCUUUGAUCGGAUGUUCUACGGGAGUUUGUCAGAGAAAUGCGACGCACCGAUUAAUGUUCCUGAUAUACUGCCAGAUGCCUUCCUCAAUAUGCUCAGUUUUGUGUACACGGACACCGUGAAGAGCCUGACCAUUAACAACGUGGUCCAGACGAUGUUCUGCGCGGAAAAGUACAACAUGCAGCCGCUAUUUGAUCUGUGCUCGGAGUUCAUCAUUGGUCAACUGAACGUGGACAACUGUCUGACGGUUCUGCAGAGUGUGAAGCAGCUGGGCGCGGAUGCCGUUGUGGAGAAAUGCCUGGAAAUGGUGGAUACCAACUCCGACACCGUUCUACAGUCGCAGCAGUUUCUGGAGAUUGAUAACAGCAAUACGCUGCAGUUGAUCAUGGCACGUGACACACUGUCCGCUGCAGAGAACCUUAUCUACGCGGCUGUAGAGAAGUGGGCGGUGAAUGGCUGCAGAAUACGCGAUGUGGAUCCCACUCCAGCCAAUCGUCGUGAGAUGCUGCGACCGGCGCUGUACUGUGUGCGCUUUCCGCAGAUGUUGGAUAUCCAACUGGCGGACGGCCCAGUCAAGACGGGUUUACUGUAUUUUGAUGAGCUGCGGAAUAUUUACCGAUUCACGCACGCCACCGAAAAGCCGCUCUUGAUUUCCCCACCGAAGCUCGCCGUCCCAUCCAGUACCUGGCAACUUUCCAGAUUGGAGAAGCAGUGUUUUUCCAAUACGAGGAAGUGAUCGCCA